UCCCGACUGAGAAGAGGAGCGCGGCGUAGCUAUCUGUCUCAUCCUCGGACAGAUGAGUGACUGACUUUACCUUCCAGGGACAAGAAAUGGUUGUCAUCAUUUUUCAGCGUCUGGGAUACCUGUGUUUGGGUUGGCAACUUUUUCAGCUUCACCUGCUAUUCACGUCGAAUGUCUAACAAAUAGCCUAGGUUACAAAAGAACACGCAACAGCAGAGGAAAGAGUUGUCGUUGGCAACAGAACAUCUGUUUGGACAUUUGGGACAGUUUCUCAGAAGAUGGGUCUUCAUUCGAUUUACGUUUCCUAGACCGACUUUUGAUAAGCACUGACUCGAAUAAAUAAGAGAUAAACACUUGGAAAACAUAUUUUCAAGGCGUCAAUGAACUGACAAUACAUCAAAUAAGCCUUUUGAAACUGGAUGGAUAGAAUGUUUCAACUUCUUUAGAUAGGUUUCCCCCAAUGAUGAUAAGCAAACCAUCGCCAAGGACUUUUAUUCUUUAUUAUAUAUUGUAUGCCUUCUGUACAUGAAAUUAGAAAUGUUUUGUUUCUUCAAACCCCGAGGAUAUUCCAGGACCAAGACGGGGUCUCGAAAUGGGAUAAUAUCCCGACACCCCUCCAACUCCACCUCAAGGAUAUACUUCUCCUAUAUUCUGCUGCUUCUCAUCUUCACACCUAGAGUGGAUUCUUCCUGGUGGUACAUUGGAGCCCUGGGUGCACGGGUGAUCUGUGACAACAUUCCAGGCCUGGUGAACAAGCAGCGUCAGCUGUGCCAGCGCCACCCGGAUCUCAUGCAGUCUAUUGGGGAGGGUGCCAAGGAGUGGAUCCGUGAGUGCCAGCACCAGUUCCGUCACCAUCGCUGGAACUGCAGCACGCUGGACCGAGACCACACUGUCUUUGGCAGGGUCAUGCUGCGCAGUAGCCGGGAGGCAGCGUUUGUGUACGCCAUCUCCUCAGCGGGUGUGGUCUAUGCAAUUACCAGGGCCUGCAGCCAGGGGGAGCUCAAGAUCUGCAGCUGCGACGCCCACAAGCGAGGCCGAGCUAGAGACGACAGGGGCGACUUUGACUGGGGCGGCUGCAGCGACAACAUCAACUAUGGCAUCAAGUUCGCCAAGGCCUUCAUCGAUGCCAGGGAAAGGAUGGUGAAAGACGCUCGGGCGAUGAUGAAUCUACACAACAACCGCUGUGGGCGAAUGGCAGUGAAGCGCUUUAUGAAACUGGAGUGCAAGUGUCAUGGCGUCAGCGGCUCCUGCGCCCUCAGAACCUGCUGGCUGGCCAUGUCGGAUUUCCGGAGGACCGGGGACUACCUCCGGAAGAAGUACAACACGGCCAUCGAGGUGACCAUGAACCAGGAUGGCACAGGGUUCAUGGUGGCUGACAAGGACUUCAAGGGAACCACCAAGAACGAGCUGGUAUAUGUAGAAAACUCCCCUGACUACUGCCUCAUGGACAGAGCAGCAGGCUCCCUGGGCACGGCAGGGAGAGUCUGCAACAAGUCUUCCAGAGGCACGGACGGCUGCGAGGUCAUGUGUUGCGGACGGGGCUACGACACAAUGCGCGUCAAGCGAGUCACCAAGUGCGAGUGCAAGUUCAAGUGGUGUUGCGCCGUGGAGUGCAAGGACUGCGAAGACACGGUGGACGUUCACACCUGCAAGCCACACAAGCGACCCGAUUGGUUGGACCUAACCUGACCCGGUGGCCUUUCAAAGGAUGUAGCAGUGGCCAACUGCAUUGUGGGAUAUGUAGUCCCUACCCCCAACUCAUUUCUGACCUCCCAUUACCUCUGGUAUGAUACUCAUUUGACAACCCCUUCUAAAGUGACAUCCUAAAGAACUUUUCCGAAGGGGCCAUAUCCCAAUUUGGUUUGGAUGGUGCAGUACUGUAUGGUACUGUUCUGUAGAAAGGCAGUCUAAGAGGGUGGUUGGGCCGGGAGAGGGGGUAGUUCCUAUUUACGUAUAUGUUUGAUCGUGUUGAUCUGGGGAAAUACUAUUGUGUGCUGAGAACACUUUUUUCUACAGAAAUUAAUUUACACAUUAUCUGUUGUCGAAAUGCAGCAUUGGACAUUAUACUGUGAGCACACCAGAGAUUGAGUUAGGAUUGUUGGGUGGUGUAUGUGUUGUUGGAUUUUGCUUGGUUUAAGACUAUGUUCUCUUUUCUAAACCUGUGACCACUUUGCUCAGUGUUUCAUUGGUGUUACAAUGGAAAGUGAUAAAGAACUGAAAUGAACUCUGCUUGAGAUACUGGACAUGGAAAGACUGACUUGUAUUCAGUAGUUAGGAGUGUGAAAAAGGACAUCAUGCCUCACCCUCCUGGUCAAAUGCAUUGGAAUGGAUGUACAACAGAAAGUUGCUACAACUCUAACAACCAACUGUUACCAUGGGCUAGAGAGCUGCACUACGGAGACUAAUGUAGCCCAAUAUUGAGCAAAGAAAUUCAUUUAAACAAAUGUUUCUGUUAUAUGAGUUAAGUGAAACAAACAUUGUCGUCGACCGAGAUGGAUAGUAUGUCUCCUCUCCCUUCAGUGUGACAGGUACCCUUACAGUAUGCGCUAUCAAUCUAUUAUUGUACGUGUUCCUAAAUGUAUACAGUAUGAUGGACGGUAGCUGUCAUCUCUUGCUUAUUAUUUAUCACUGGUUUCCAAUUACUGAAGGUGCUAGCUGCUAUAUCUCCCAAGUUAGCAUUCUCACUAUGGGGCACUUUCAUUCUGCAUCUGUAUGCAACACGAUAGUCAUUUCACUCUCAGGGUUGUGUUGUAGGCUACGUGGGGCUCUGACUGAUCUGUGAGAAAUGAAGUACUUCGUGAAACAAGGCCAAGAUGUUACACAACGUAGAGGAGCUGAGAACCAGAAUUUAACAUUCAAAUCAUCAUUCAGAAAUGCACGUAGGCCUAUAGGGCAAGUGGAAUAAGGCCAAUCGAGACCGAACAAAUGGUACAAACAUUGAACAACAUGGUACCCAAGAUUGAACAAAAGCAGUGAAGUGUGAUGAUCAUAACUACUUGUUAAAAAAGUUUGUAAGAUUAAUGAGAUUUCAGUUGACGUUAAAAAUAUCUGCAUUUUCAAAUGUAAAUGGUAAUUUAUAUGAUUUUAAUGCAAUGUUCUCAGAACGGUAGAGAGUCGUGGGCCGAGUUGUACUGUAGUGUUAGUUGGAGUGGUCACCUUGGGAGGACCCUAAAAUACCACACUUGUUCUAUAUUAAACCUUGUUGAUCCUUCUGUCAUUCACAUCAGAUCUCAUCCAUCCUCAUAUUGCUGACCAUGUGACACUGUCAUUGUCACUGAUACACAAGGUGAUAUUCACUGAAUCUACUACUCACUGUUCUUGAGUAAUACAUUAAAUGAUUACAGAUUGCAUUUUUUUCCUCUAACGUCAGUGCCAGAGGAACUCAGCACUCAACGAAUCCGUGGUGUAGGUCCUCCAAUUAUAACAUUACUCUUCCCCAAGCCAAACAUUGGAAUUAUUUAUCUAUUUCAUAGUCUGUGUAAACCAGGGGAUAUUAUACAGACUGUUUUCUUUACACAGAGCAUUAUUGUAAAAUGAUUAGUGAUAUGAAUCACUUUGGAAAAAGCUUUUAUUGGUCUCUAAAUCUUUUUAAAGGGCAGUCCAACUAUGUCCUUGUGGAAAUGUCCUGCCAAAUCUCAUAUAGUAUACAGUGAACAGGGAACGGGAAGCGCUUGCCUUGCUUACAUCAGUCUUCUAAAAUAACCAGCGUGUCACUGUCUGCAUUCUCCUCCUAUCAUAGUGAUAUCUAAUGGGCAUCGAUUUAGUGACAGCAUGAUCACUCUAAAAUUGUCUCGGGGGAAACAAAGUUCAGGAUGGAAGACCUAAAUGUUUUGAAUAUGUCAUUUUGUUGCCCUUCAAUUCAAAGAAAUGAGUCUAUCAUAGACAGGUGCGUAGGAGUGACUCUGACAACCUGAAAAACAGGUUUUAAAUGCUAAUUCCUAGUGACUUUUGAGAAAAGGAUACAGACAAAUCUUAUCUUACAAAUGGGCAAAUUUACAAGGCUAAGGGGGCCCUCUGGUACAGUCCAAUCAGUCUUAGGGCCAUGGCCAUUCAUACUGUACUGAAUACCAGUGUGACUGUUAAUGUGGAUAUAUUCAAUUAAACAACCAUUUUGUACUCUU
Molecule: messenger RNA, 4118 nt
Organism: Coregonus clupeaformis (lake whitefish)
Lineage: Eukaryota; Metazoa; Chordata; Actinopteri; Salmoniformes; Salmonidae
Gene: wnt2ba
Product: wingless-type MMTV integration site family, member 2Ba
Exons: 5
Coding region: 523-1686 (387 amino acids)
Biological process (GO): multicellular organism development; canonical Wnt signaling pathway; neuron differentiation
Cellular component (GO): extracellular region
Molecular function (GO): cytokine activity; frizzled binding
Source: RefSeq, a predicted model, not a curated record